Molecule: messenger RNA, 384 nt
Organism: Exophiala mesophila
Lineage: Eukaryota; Fungi; Ascomycota; Eurotiomycetes; Chaetothyriales; Herpotrichiellaceae
Exons: 1
Coding region: 1-384 (127 amino acids)
Source: RefSeq, a predicted model, not a curated record
AUGGAUGCUGGCUAUCCCCAGUUCGGUGGCUAUAAUGCUAUCUCGGCUCUGUCAACCGCAUUUUACUCUUUUCUAGUUGCACCUCAGGACAGGAAGCGAGAAAGUUUUCAGGGAGGAUUCGACACGAGAUGGAAGGAAACUUGCCGGACUCAGAUCCUGUCUUCGACAAACAAGAUGUAUUACACCCCUCGAUACAUCUCGCAAAGCGAUUGGCGUCGGCAGUGUUUCCAUAGUGCAAGACAUAGACGAAGACGUGCCGAGAAAGAGGUGGAUCAUCUCAUGACCGAGGUCUACAUCAUUGAAUCAAUACACACGACAAAGUCCAUCCUCCAGGAAUGUUUUAUCUCCAGCGUUGAGAACCUUCUGGAGGGUCAUGACUCUUGA